Pristis pectinata (smalltooth sawfish) is the source of this 3131-nucleotide messenger RNA. Its product is annotated as apoptosis facilitator Bcl-2-like protein 14. The record is from RefSeq and is a predicted model, not a curated record. The transcript is spliced from 7 exons. Bases 614 to 1561 code for a protein of 315 amino acids. Gene Ontology annotation, biological process: regulation of apoptotic process. NCBI's taxonomy places the organism in Eukaryota, Metazoa, Chordata, Chondrichthyes, Rhinopristiformes, Pristidae.
CACCUGGCGCCCUGCUUCGACCUUGCCGGAGCUACAAUGGCCCGGAUUUCUCGGGGAAUCCCUUGCAAAAUUAAGAUGUUCAGCAGCUUCCUCCCUGAAGCGGAGAGGAACUUCCACGCCUCGGCCUGAGCACAUGCUGUCUGACCGCUGAAUUAUCUCCAGCAUUUCCCCGGUUUUAACCCUCUGCAAUGUCUUGCUUGGAAAUAAGAUGACCAAUCCCGGAUAGGAAGGAAAGCAAUGGGCGUUCUCUGCACGUUACCACUUUAAAGUUCUAGUUACGUGGAACACGUAGCGACUUGUUGGAGCAGCAGCUAUACCGAAGUAGGGUUCCUUAAAUUUCUAGGUUGUGUUGCCAGAAAUUGUAGAACAUUACGCGGAAGUUGCAGUAUUUGCAUUUAACGUAAAUUCUGCGGGAACUUCGAAAACUUCGAAAUCUUCACUAUAAACGCAUUAAGAAACUGUGACGACGCUGUUUUUAUUCGGACUUGAACUUACACGGACUAACUUCUGGCAAUCGAUUUCCACUCUGGGCUCGAGCUGUUAAAGACAACUUUUGUAAUUCCAAGUGAAAAGUUUCUACACAUUAUCUCACUUACCUCCUGCAGGGUAAAACAUGGGUCCAUCCGAUGAUGCAGUGGAGAGUAAUUCCAUGUCAGAGAACAACUCUGCAGAUGACAACAGCUUUGAGUUUAGGAUAUUGAUGGCCUAUGCCGAAAGGACUUUCUUGAUGGAUGAAAGGUCGAAAAAUAAAUCAUCGUCAUCCAAGAUAGGCAAAAGGAAAGCAAACCAGUCUGCAGGUGCCCGGGAUAAUGUGGAUCUACCACAUAAUGUUAGCCCGGAUGAACAUCCAAAGGUUGAACUAAAGGAAUCCACUGUAAUCCAUUCUGAUGAGAACAAGAAAAAUUCUGUUCGCAAAAGCAAAAGGAAACCCAAAUGGAAAAGACUGAUUCCAAGAUGUUUACGAGCAGCAACAUCAAAUCGUGAGGCCGAAGAAUAUGGAAAGAGUGAAGCGGUUGAGGCAGCAUUAAGAUCUUCGUGUGAAAUUGUUUUUCCUGAACCAGAACAUGUUUCAGAACUGGACCCUCAUGAGGUUGCUGAAAUGCUGCAAAAUGUUAUGAACACAACAGUUUCAUUUAGGAUGUUGCGUUCUCCCAGUUUGGAAGUGGAUAGACCAGAUGAUGAUCAGAAAACCAUAGACCGAAUUGUUGAGUUCUUGACUGCCAAAGGAGAUUCUAUUGAUGAAGAAAUUAAGAAGGACCCACAAUUUGCCAAACUGUUUAGUGAAAAGUCAUCCUUUUCAUUUUUCAAAAAAGUAAUGGAUUAUGCCCUUCAAGCAACCUUACCUGUGGAAAUGAAUUCGGAAGCAGAGAGUGAAGCAAAAGUAAAGUUGAACAAAUUUGCUUUGGUUGUACAUGCAACUACUAAGUUUGCUGUUGCUGGCAACCACCCAAUGGCUCGAAUCAUGGGCUUUGGAACAAAGUACUUACAGGAAAACUUCACUACCUGGGUCGUCGAAAAAGGAGGAUGGGAGCAGAUAAUUGAAGAGGAGUAUGUUGACUGACAGCCAGAUGCCCAAACAUGAAAGGAUGAUGCUGCCUUGCACUUCACCAGAGUUGUUUCUUGUAAUAUUGACUUGAGAUGAGAGCCAGGUGAUCAUGGUAUCAAGAUAUAGAAAUUCUUACUGCAUUUAUUCAGCUUUGGGAGUUGGGACACUUGGAAGACUCACUGGAAUCUGACAAGAUCUUACCUUUUUUGUCCAAUGAAAGUUCAGAGGGGUGAUGUUUUGUAAGAACAUGGCUCCAUUCCAAUUGCCUUUUGUUAUCUGCUCUUUCCUAAAACUGAUAAAUGGCAAGGAGCAGUUAUAAUGUGUAUGUGUGUAUCUAUGAUGGUGCGAACACGGAGAAUGAGCCAAUGAUGAAAAAUGAACUGUUCAAUCCAGGGAUAUUUUACCAUAUGGAAAAUUUCCUGAAUGGCUUAAGAUGAUCCCAAUUCUGAAAUUGUAUUUUGACUAGUUAGUUGUAGUCUGUUUUGUAGAUUAAUUCUGAUUUAAAAUAGAAACUUGCACUUUUAAAUAUAACUAAUUAGUCUGUUUUGUAGAUUAAUUCUGAUUUAAAAUAGAAACUAUAUAACUUUUAAAUAUAACUACUUUUUGAAGCUUGGGCCAUCCCAAAGCAAGUUAGAACUGCAGUCCUUGAGUAAUACAAGAACUUGACAUUGAGUGAAAGGAAGAGAAACACUAUCAUAAAGGUUGCAGUUCCAGGGCUAACUGUGAAACUUGAGAGAAAAAUCAGGUCUCAGUGUUCAAAGAAAGAUAUUUCCCACAUCAUUCUUUGGAAAUCAGAGACAAAUCUCUGAAAUGUGAACUCUUAACUAUCAGUUGAUGUACGGUGGAACCUACAUUAUUAUUAUUACCACCAGAAUAUUUUGUAGGACAAAGACAUGAAAAAUGCAGCUUUUAACUGCAUUUCAUCUCUCUUUUUUCAGGUGAACAAACUAAUUAAAAUGUUUCUUUUUGUGUAUGUCCAUAUACUGCUGUUUUAUGAUACCACAACUGGAGUCUGGCAAUAUUCUGUAUCCAUCAGAAGAAUGAAUUCUCUGUAACCUAUUUUCAUUGCUCAUGAAAUGUAAAUGCAGAAAAAUAAUCUAAUAUAAUUGCAGAUUUAAAUUUAAUGAACAUGUGAAAGGUCUUUUGUAAUUGAGAUUACGAAUCUUGGAACUGUUUACUACAAGUUAUUAAUGUUCAUGCAAAGCAGUGGAAAAUAAAAUCAGUAAUAUAAAGUUUGGAUAAAAUGUGAUUAUCUUUCUCAGUAAUCUCCACCUACAACUUAUUUUCCUCCAUUUUUGGCCUUUUUGCAUCAUUGACCUCCUCCAUCCUGCUGUUGGUGGCUAUGCCUUCACCCACUGAGGUACCAAAUUCUGUGAUUCUGUCCUACAGCACAAGUAAAUAUUGUUUGUGCACAACAAGUGUUAAUUUAAGACUCUUAUCUCUCUUUAAGGAUUGUGUCAUGUCACAAACUGGUCUCCAGGCUGCAAGAGUGUUUAUAGAAAGUUCUUGAGAUAAGCUUUUGGAUUUGUAGCUUUUCUAUUACCUGCUAAAUGGGACAAUCAAUGUAUUAAAAAAACAUUUGUAU